Messenger RNA from Myotis brandtii (Brandt's bat), 1113 nucleotides. RefSeq names its product Fc fragment of IgE, high affinity I, receptor for; gamma polypeptide (gene FCER1G). The record is from RefSeq and is a predicted model, not a curated record. Gene Ontology annotation, biological process: antigen processing and presentation of exogenous peptide antigen via MHC class I; neutrophil chemotaxis; neutrophil activation involved in immune response. NCBI's taxonomy places the organism in Eukaryota, Metazoa, Chordata, Mammalia, Chiroptera, Vespertilionidae. Gene Ontology annotation, molecular function: IgE receptor activity; IgG binding. The transcript has 5 exons. Gene Ontology annotation, cellular component: Fc-epsilon receptor I complex; external side of plasma membrane; membrane. The coding region runs from base 277 to 783 and encodes 168 amino acids.
UAGAUUCCGUUCUUAGCAGUUUUUCCUGUUCCUCUCCGCCCCUUCUCUGACUCUUGUCCUUUCCACUUCUCCAUUCCCCGUUUCCUCUUUUCCCUCAGCGCCCCCCGCCCAGACCUUGGUGCCCACACAGACCAGUACCCCUCGAAUCAGGGCUGGGGACGUUCCCGGUGGAGAGGAAAGGGCUCGCAUGGGUCCUAGGGAGCCAGGUGGCGGUUCUCCCAGGUGUGUCUCUUGAGCAGGGCUGUGUGGGAAGGGGGUGACUUGGUCUUGCCCAGCAUGGGAGUCCCCUCCUGUGGAGGCAGAGCCCCAGUCACUGGACGCCUGAGGCGGAAGGGCCCAGACCGCUCUGCUCCCUUAGUUGGCCCUUCCGGGAGCCGCCUGGUUUCUAGCGCAGGAAGGGGAAGGGGCCAGAGCUGGGGGAGGCGUGGCAGGAAGGGGGGAACUCUGUGGUCAGGGAGCUGCUCACCAGCACAGCUGCGCCGGCCCUCAGCUGCGCUCCGCGUGCUGCCCCUCCGCCCGCCCAAGAUGAUUCCCACGGCGCUCCUGCUCGCACUCCUUUUGGUUGGACAAGCAGAGGCCCUGGGAGAGCCUCAGAUCUGCUACAUCCUGGAUGCAAUCCUGUUUCUGUACGGGAUCAUCCUAACCCUGCUCUACUGUCGACUCAAGAUACAGGUGCGAAAGGCAGCUGUAGCCUAUCAGAAGUCAGAUGGCAUUUACACGGGCCUGAGCCCCCGGAACCAGGAGACUUAUGAGACCCUGAAGCAUCAGAAACCAACAGAGUAACUAGAACAGAUGCCCUUGGUCACGUCCUCCUUCUGCUCCAGUUCCCGCCCAGUCCCAUGGUUGACACCACAUAUGCCUCCCGCCAUUAAUGCCCACAGACCUCCCCUGUAAAGACGCUAUGCCCCCAUGAAUGGACCCAUUGGUUCCUCCUCCCUGCCCAAGGCCUGUGCUCAGAUCCUGCUCAUUAAUGUGCGUAUUCUAGUCUCCCCUGACCUCCCCCUCCUUCCCUACACCCAGCUCCCCCAACCGCCCCCCUCCUCCCUCCUCCCAGUUCCCACCAGGCAAUGGGACAGGAGCAGCACCAAUAAAGCUGCCUCAGACUGGGCUCCA